CUCAGGUGAUCGGGUGCGACUGUCAAAUCCCUGUGGCUCUGCCACCUCUCUAGUUUGUACACACAGCCCGGGACAGUUGGAGGUCACCAGCUCAGCUUGAGGAGGGUCCCUCUGUCCCAUCAUGCCAAAGAGGAAAGUGACCUUCCAAGGCGUGGGAGAUGAAGUUGAUGAGGACGAAUUCAGUGUCCCCAAGAAGAAGCUGGUGGACCCUGUGGCUGGGGCAGGGGGUCCUGGGAGCCGUUUCAAAGGCAAACACUCUUUGGACAGCGAUGAGGAGGAUGAUGAUGAGGAGGGAUCCAGCAAAUAUGACAUCCUGGCUUCAGAGGAUGUAGAAGGUCAGGAAGCAGCCACACUUCCCAGCGAGGGGGAUGUGCGGAUCACACCCUUCAACCUACAGGAAGAGAUGGAGGAAGGCCACUUUGAUGCUGAUGGCAACUACUUUCUGAACCGGGAUGCUCAGAUCCGAGACAGCUGGCUGGACAACAUUGACUGGGUGAAGAUUAGGGAGCGGCCACCUGAUCAACGCCAGGCCUCAGACUCAGAGGAAGAGGACAGCCUGGGCCAGACACCAAUGAGUGCCCAAGCCCUUCUGGAGGGACUUCUGGAACUGCUGUUGCCCAGAGAGACAGUAGCUGGGGCACUGAGGCGUUUGGGAGCCCGAGGAGGAAGCAAAGGGGCCAACAAGGGGACUGGGCGGCCCAGUUCCCCCCAGCGCCUGGACCGGCUCUGCGGGUUGGCUGACCAGAUGGUGGCCCGGGGCAACCUUGGCGUAUACCAGGAAACGAGGGAACGGUUGGCCAUGCGCCUGAAGGGGUUGGGGUGCCAGACCCAGGGACCCCCUGAUCCCACGCCCCCACCCUCCCUGGACAUGUUUGCUGAGGAAGUGGCAGAGGAGGAGCUGGAGACCCCAACCCCUACCCAGAGAGGAGAAGCAGAAUCGCAAGGAGAUGGUCUGGUGGACGUGAUGUGGGAGUAUAAGUGGGAGAACACAGGGGAUGCUGAGCUAUAUGGGCCCUUCACCAGCACCCAGAUGCAGACCUGGGUGAGUGAAGGCUACUUCCCAGAUGGUGUUUACUGCCGGAAGCUGGACCCCCCAGGUGGUCAGUUCUACAACUCCAAACGCAUUGACUUUGACCUCUACACCUGAGACUGAGGGCCCAGUUUGGUGAUCCCUUCUUUCCUGGACUUUGUGGAGGAGGUCCCCCUUUCUCAGGCAGUGAGGAUAUUGGAGGCCACUUUUCAGUUAAUGUCCCUUUCCCAAUAAAAGCCUUUAGUUGUAUAAUAGGGCCUUGGCUGUGCUGGUGGCCAGAAGCCAGGGGCCUUCACAGCCCCUUUUGACUUGCCUUGCUCCUUGAGGGUUUCAUCCCAUGAAGUUCCUUCGUGGGAGUUUCUCUCUGGUGUCUUGAGCCACCUCAGCCUUAUUUACUGUGCUUAGAGGCAGAGUAUGGGCUUGUUGGGUGUCCUGUGGCCUCCCCCCUGGAGUCUGUGUGCCAUGUAAAAAUCCUUCUACUCACACAUUAUUCUCCAGUCUUCUCUGGAGGUUUUUGUUUUGCUGUUCUUAGGUUUUUGGCUUUAAGGACUUCAGAUUCUCUGUCCUUGCAGCCACCAGGGCAUAGAGCCCCAGAAGUGGAGAUUUUAAGCCUGGAAGUGUUAGGACAUCUGGAAGGCUUUGGGACCCUGUUUGCGUGAGAAGGAAGCCUCAUACUCACUGGCUCCCCACCCUCUCAAGCUCCCUGGACAUCAGACAGAAGUGGGAUGCCUGUUUUAAGAUCAUCCAAAGUCCCUACAAUUCUGAGAGCCAGUAUCUUCCCUAAUCUGGCUCCUCCUCUAUCCCUUGCCAUGGUCCCCGCAGCCCUUAGGUGAAGUGCAAACUCAAUGUAGGCAUGCGUAGGGUCCUUCAAGGCUACCUGGGCCAACCAUGCAUUGUAUGGGUACAGAGAGGGGCAGUGACUCACCGGAGGUGACACAGUGAAUCAGAGAGCUGGCCCAGACACAGUGGGCUUCUUUCCCAGAUCUUGGCACAAAGUCUUUUCUGCCAGGCCCUUUGAGGCCCUGUAGCUCUCAUUUCCCACUGUGCGCCUGGCAGGGCUGGUGCCUUGAGGAAACUGAGGUACGUGGGCGGGUCUCCUUCCAGGAAUCCAGAGUCUGGUGGAGGGGACAUGGAGACAGUUAUAUUUCUGUAGUCUGGACCUAGCACCCUCCACCCCCACCAGUGCUGCCUUAUGCUGCUCCUUAGACUGAUUUCUUACACUUUCCCACCUUAGCUUCCUGUUGGAAUCUCCUGGGAGCUGUAAAAUCCUCCUCCUUAGAGAUUCUCAUUGAGUUGGUCUAGGUUGCAGCCUGGGCUUUGGUCUUUUAGAAGCUCCCCAGGUGUUGGCAGUGUGUAGCCAGGUUGAGACCCCAUGACUGAGGUACACCCGGGGACAGAGGCCAGUCCUGGACCCUGUGGUGGUGGCAGAGCUGAGCACGUGUGUGGCCAAAUCAGUUACAUUAGUUAUAGGGGGUCUGAGCACCACAGCCGCAGGACACAUGGGAGCCCCAGGGCAGAAGGAGCCAGGGUAGGAACUAGGGAAAGAUAGGGGGCCCAGCCAGGUGGGGGUACUUGAUCUUCUGGCAAUGCCCACUCUAGUGCCAGCCCAGACUGGAAUUUUGUUGCCUCCAAGAAGCCAUCAAUGGUAAGAUACCUUACCUUACAUGUCUCUAAGAAAGAAAACCCCCUGCCAAGUACAGUUGCAAAAUUGAUUAAAAGAUGCAUCUUGAUUUCAGAAAUGUUCACACAUGAAAAGCAGGGGUCUUAGGACCAGUGAGAUACAGUGUUCACUUUUAUAUCCCCUUGUAUCUCUGGGAGUGCUUAGUAUUCAGUGAGUGGAUGGACGCAAGGGUAGUUCCCCCAGGAUGUGCUACAGGCACCUCAGACUGAGCCCACCCAAAGCUGACCUCCCCUCCGCUCAGCCUCCUCCUGAGUUCACCUCACUGGUGCCACCCUGUGGUGGGAAGAGUAUUGGCUCCCAAAGAUGUCCACAUCCUGAACCCCAGAAGCUGUUAAGCUUACCUUACGUGGCAAAAGGAACUUUGCAGGUGGGAUUAAGUAAGAUUUUGAGAUGAGAUUACCCUGAAUUGUUGAGGUGGGCCCAGUGGGAUCACAAGGGCCCUUGAAGUGAAAGGGAGUCGGGAGGGUCACACUGCUGGCUGUGAAGACAGGAAAGGGCAUGUGCCAAGGGUGUGGGUGGCCUGGGGAAGCUAGAAAGUUUCCUCCCCAGAGCCUUGCAGAGAGAUGCAGCCCUGCUGAUGUGACUUUAGCCCAGUAAAAACCAUUUUGGACUUCUGACCUUUAGAUCUGUAAGAUAAUAAAUUUGUGUGGUUUUAAGCCCCUAAA
Molecule: messenger RNA, 3376 nt
Organism: Cynocephalus volans (Philippine flying lemur)
Lineage: Eukaryota; Metazoa; Chordata; Mammalia; Dermoptera; Cynocephalidae
Gene: CD2BP2
Product: CD2 cytoplasmic tail binding protein 2
Exons: 7
Coding region: 122-1147 (341 amino acids)
Cellular component (GO): U5 snRNP
Molecular function (GO): protein binding
Source: RefSeq, a predicted model, not a curated record